CCAACACUCGACAAGACGACAACAGACAUCAACAAAAUUCACUAAACCCCACAGUUUGUUCGUGUUUCAUACCACAAUUGAUUUCCUCUGAAGAGCUACAUUUUGCUUUUGAGGGUAGCAUUUGAUUUGUUAAGAAGAUGGGCAGGAGCAGGAGUCGAACUCCUCCGAGAAGAGAGAGAAGACGCUCCCGCUCAGCUUCCCGGGAGCGCGAGCGAAGGCGAAGGGAGAGGGAUCGCUCUCGUUCUCGAGAUCGGGAUCGUGAACGGCGCAGAAGUCGCUCACGGUCUCCUCACAGGAGACGCUCAAGGUCUCCUCCCAGGCGUCAUCGCUCCUCCUCCCUCUCUCCUUCGAGACAAAAGGACAGGCGUGACGAUGAUCGCAAAGACGCUAAGGACAAGUCCGCAAAGCCUAUUCAGAUCUCAGCUGAGGAUAUGAAGGACAAGACAGAGGAGGAAAUUGAGAUGAUGAAGCUGAUGGGAUUUGGUUCCUUUGAUACCACCAAGGGGAAGAAAACUGAUGGAUCAGUAAAUGCAUAUGCUGUCAACGUCACCAUGAAAAGAAAAUACAGGCAGUACAUGAACAGGAAAGGUGGAUUCAACAGACCACUGGACUUCAUCGCUUAAAAGUCUCAACGACUUGUCUCCUGAGUUUACCUCCCCUUAGAGUUAGUAGAUGGUAUUGUGUUGUUUCUCGUUACAUCUAACUUGUGUGUGAUGCAACAAUUGUGUGUAUAUACCUUUUCAUGAGUAAAUGCAUCAAUGUAAAUAGUAGUACUUGGAGUAAGUCACAGCAGAGCAUUGGUAGGAGCCUGAGCUAUAUGUUAAGAUGCAUUGUUUUAUUUGAAAUAAAAUAAAAGCGUUUUGCAAAGAAUA
Molecule: messenger RNA, 872 nt
Organism: Stegastes partitus (bicolor damselfish)
Lineage: Eukaryota; Metazoa; Chordata; Actinopteri; Pomacentridae
Gene: snrnp27
Product: small nuclear ribonucleoprotein 27 (U4/U6.U5)
Exons: 6
Coding region: 138-623 (161 amino acids)
Biological process (GO): RNA splicing
Cellular component (GO): precatalytic spliceosome
Source: RefSeq, a predicted model, not a curated record